AUGUCGGUUGAAGGUGUUGCAAAAAUGUUGAGAAUUUUUGCCCGGUGGUUUUAUAGUACUCUCAAACGUAUCUUUAGAAUUAGAGAUAAAACGUUCAAUAAUGAAUUAGAGGAUGGAGGAACCUUUGUGGUGAAUUGGAGAGCCCUUGGUGUCGAAACUUCCUUCCUCGGGCUCAUUUCUAAAACUAAUCCUAAUCCCAGUGCUUAUCCUAGUCUCACUCUUUAUCCCAAUCCUAAUCCCAGUCCCAGUCCCAAUCCUAUUCCUAAUCCUAAUCCUAAUCCUAAUUCCAAUCCUAAUCCUAACCCCAAUCCUAUUCCUAAUCCCAAUCCCAAUCCCAAUCCUAUUCCUUAUCCCAAUCCUAUUCCUUAUCCCAAUCCUAUUCCUAAUCCUAAUCCUAGUGCCAAUCCUAUUCCUAAUCCUAUUCCUAAUCCUAAUCCCAGUGCCAAUCCUAUUCCUAAUCCUAAUCCCAGUCCCAAUCCUAUUCCUAAUCCUAUUCCUAAUCCUAAUCCCAGUGCCAAUCCUAUUCCUAAUCCUAUUCCCAGUGCCAAUCCUAUUCCUAAUCCUAUUCCUAAUCCUAAUCCCAGUGCCAAUCCUAUUCCUAAUCCUAUUCCUAAUCCUAAACCCAGUGCCAAUCCUAUUCCUAAUCCUAAUCUUAAUCCCAAUCCUAUUCCUAAUCCUAAUCCCUUUUCCUUUCCUUUUUCUCGCCUGUUGCCAAGAUCCCAAAAUUGCAAUGACGGAGGCGGUGCAAUAUCCACAGAGUGCGUGAUUGAGCAGAUUAUCAUGCAACUUAAUCCCAUUAUUCUAAAGCGCGAAGAUCACCCCAUCAGCUCAUUAAGACCCAACACCUGGCCACUUAUCAAUGAAAAAUGCACACGGUUCAUUAAAAGAAUUUGCCAAAACCUUGAGAUUCAGAAGCAUCCUGUUGACACGGGGACGUCUUACCUGUCUGGAGAUAAGACACAUUUUCAUCAAAUUAUAGAUGACUUGAAGACAAGUUAA
Penaeus monodon (black tiger shrimp) is the source of this 999-nucleotide messenger RNA. Its product is annotated as circumsporozoite protein-like. The record is from RefSeq and is a predicted model, not a curated record. NCBI's taxonomy places the organism in Eukaryota, Metazoa, Arthropoda, Malacostraca, Decapoda, Penaeidae. Bases 1 to 999 code for a protein of 332 amino acids. The transcript is spliced from 5 exons.